GAUCCCCUCUCUGGUGACACUGAAGAACAAAAUGGCGCUGUGUGGAGGUUCUCGUCUGUUUCCAGGAGUUAGAUCCUGGUUCCAUCGCUCCUCCGUCCUUCAGUCCACGUGUCCUCCUCACUCCGGGUUCUUUGGUCCAGUUGAAGACGUCAUGUUGUCUUCAGGGACAUUCAGAGACAAAGUGGCCUUCAUCACAGGAGGGGGGACAGGACUGGGCCGAGCCAUGACCAGCACACUGUCCCAGCUGGGAGCUGUUUGUGUCAUCGCCAGCAGGAAACUUGAAGUCCUUCAGCAGACAGCUGACGAGAUCAGCAGCCAGACCGGGAACAAGGUCUAUGUGGUUCAGUGUGACGUCAGAAAUCCUGAGGACGUUUCCCAUUGUGUUGACAAGAUGGAAAGUCUGACAGGUCUUCCUGAUGUGAUCAUCAACAAUGCAGCGGGAAACUUUGUUUGUCCAUCAGAGCGUCUGUCUCCAAACGGCUGGAAGACCAUCACCGACAUUGUCCUCAACGGGACGGCCUUCGUUACUCUGGAGCUGGGGAAGAGACUCAUCCAGAGACAGAGAGGAGCUUCUUUCCUCGCCAUCACCACCAUCUAUGCUGAGUCUGGUUCUGGUUUUGUGGUCCCAAGUGCAUCAGCCAAGGCUGGAGUUGAGGCACUCUACAAGUCUCUUGCUGCAGAGUGGGGGCGCUAUGGUCACAGAUUUAACAUCAUUCAGCCUGGACCAAUCAAAACAAAGGGAGCGUUCAGUCGUUUAGAUCCAACAGGAAUGUUUGAGAAGUCUAUGAUUGGUCGAAUUCCUACAGGUCGUUUGGGGAAACCAGCAGAGGUCGCGAACUUGGCGGCUUAUAUGAGCAGUGACUACGCCACCUGGAUGUCUGGAGCUGUGAUCCGUUUGGACGGAGGAGAGUAUGUGUCCAUGGCUGGAGAAUUUAAUGAGCUGCGCAGGGUGACGCCUGAACAGUGGAAGACGAUGGAGGACAUGAUCAGAAACACUAAAGGAUCCUGAUCACACCCUCACCCUUACCUGGACUCUUACCCCGACCCUCACCCGGACAUGACGACCAGUCACACCUGUGCAGUGUUGAGGGACAACAGUUAAUGACAAUAGUUUGAUUAUGCAUAUAUAUAUACAUACAUGAAUCUGAUUUUUACAAAUUAAAAGAUGUGCCUUCAGAAUAAGAGCUGGAACUGUUGGAAUGUUUAUAAUAUUUUCUACAUCUUUAGUGUAUUAUACUUUUUUAUUUAUUUAAGAACGUUCCCAUUCACCUUUAACUUUAACGUUUGUUGCAUCAAUUUUGUAUUGAUUGAAACAACUUGAUGUUUUUUCUUUCUUUUGAAAGUACACUCCUAAUAUCGAUAUAUCUUAAUAGUUGACCUGGUUUUAACAGGUGGUGAUGGAAAGUUUCCCAGUACAUGUCCUUGUGUCCUUGUGUCCUUGUCAAUCUGAACCAAAAACAUAUUAACAGCUCAACCGCUAACGCUAACAUUUGCUAUUAAAGUGGGUCGUGGAUGGGUCUUCCAGCGAAAAACAUACAGCCACGACAUAAUGAAGGAGGAAUGGCUCAAGAUGAAGCACAUUAAGGUCAUGGAGAGGUCAAGGCAGUCUCUGGACCGAAAUCCUUUUAAAUCCAAAAUCAGUCAAAAAAGUCAUAGUAUAGUCAGUCAGUCAUCAUCAUUAAAAUUAUAGAUUUCAUUUUUAUCAGUGGGUGAACUUACAAAAUCAGUAAUUCAUUAAUAUAAAGUGAAUUAAAAGUCUCUUUAUGAGAGAAAGACAUUGAAAUAAUACAAUUUAUGAUGAUCAAACUGAGAGCCUCAGUUUUUGACCCCUGAUAUAAAGUUUAAUGUAAAUAAAAUAGAAAUUGAACAAGUAAAAAUAAAUUCCUAGUUGAAUUCAAACCCCUCUGUUUGCACUGUAUUUAUGAAUAAAUAUAAUAAAAUCUUAAUAACUUUUCUAAAACAUUGAGUUUAAUCACAGUUUCUAUGACUUUUACAGCCUUUACUUUAAUCUGUGUGUCCCUGUGUCUCUUGUCCUGGCCUUUGUCGCCCUCUCUCUGCUGUUGUGGGCACUGCAGUGUGUCCUUCAGCUGCUCAGCAUGAGGACAGAAACCAACUGAGUGAGAAAUAGAAAUAAAGAAAAUAAAUUAAAAACAUCA
Messenger RNA from Solea senegalensis (Senegalese sole), 2156 nucleotides. It is a transcript of the gene decr1, whose product is annotated as 2,4-dienoyl CoA reductase 1, mitochondrial. Gene Ontology annotation, cellular component: mitochondrion. Lineage: Eukaryota; Metazoa; Chordata; Actinopteri; Pleuronectiformes; Soleidae. The transcript has 10 exons. Bases 32 to 1009 code for a protein of 325 amino acids. Gene Ontology annotation, biological process: fatty acid beta-oxidation. Gene Ontology annotation, molecular function: 2,4-dienoyl-CoA reductase (NADPH) activity. The record is from RefSeq and is a predicted model, not a curated record.